Erpetoichthys calabaricus (reedfish) is the source of this 3511-nucleotide messenger RNA. RefSeq names its product male-specific lethal 3 homolog. Gene Ontology annotation, biological process: regulation of DNA-templated transcription; chromatin organization. The transcript has 13 exons. The record is from RefSeq and is a predicted model, not a curated record. Bases 175 to 1755 code for a protein of 526 amino acids. NCBI's taxonomy places the organism in Eukaryota, Metazoa, Chordata, Cladistia, Polypteriformes, Polypteridae. Gene Ontology annotation, cellular component: nucleus; MSL complex; NuA4 histone acetyltransferase complex.
UCCUCCGAGGCCCAUAAAUUCCGGCUAUUUGUUGCGUUGCUGUUUGCUCUUCUCUUUCGCUUCCCAGCUGCAGCUCCAUUUUCCGGGAGCUGGAUCGACUGGAUAAAGACGGCGCGGAACGGGUUAAGGAGUGGGGGUCUGUAUUCCUCCUCUUUAGCUCGCCAUGAUGAACAAAUGAACUCUCGGGGAAUGAAAUUUAAAUUUCACAAAGGAGAGAAAGUCCUCUGCUUCGAACCAGAUCCGACAAAGGCCAAAGUGCUUUAUGAUGCAAAGGUGGUUGAUGUUGUCAUUGGAAAAGAUGAGAAGGGUAAAAAAGUCCCAGAGUAUCUGAUUCAUUUUAAUGGUUGGAACAGAAGCUGGGAUAGAUGGGCAGCAGAGGAUCACGUCCUUCGGGACACAGAUGAAAAUCGCAGAUUACAACGUAAAUUGGCCAGAAAGGCUGUGGCUCGCAUGAGGAGAAAAGGAAGGAAGAAGCGACGUUGUCGUUUGCCUGGUGUCGAUUCAGUAUUAAAAACUCUUCCUGACGAAGAAAAGGAGGAAAACGAAGAAUCUCUAAUUUCAUCUUCCGAUGAUAGUGAUGAUGAUGGUUCUGAUGAUGAUGAUGAUGAUGAAUCAUUGAAUAGUGAAGAAAGUGAUGCUGAAAGCACAGAAAUGAAAGAAGAGCAAGAACCUCAUCCAAAAAAGGAAAUGGAGGACAAAACUAUAAAUAUUGAAAUCCCUGAUGUUUUAAAGAGGAAGUUGGAAGAUGAUUGUUAUUAUGUUAACAAAAGAAAAAAGCUUGUGAAGCUUCCUUGUCAGAUGAACAUUGUUAAUAUUUUAGAGUCUUAUGUAAAGCAUUUUGCUAUUAAUGCAGCAUUUUCUGCCAAUGAAAGAUGUCGUCAUCAUCAGACAACUUCACAAAUGAGUUUUAGUGCACAUUAUGUUCCACCAGAAAAAAAUGUUGAACUUUGUAAAGAAAUGGUUGAUGGUUUACGGAUAACAUUCGAUUUUACGCUUCCUCUCAUUCUUCUUUAUCCUUUUGAGCAAAGUCAGUUCAAGAAGGUGAACUCUUCCAAGUUCUUUCUUCCAAUUAAAGAACUAGCAGCAAAUUUAAGCAGGAAUAUGAAUGAGAGGUCUCCUAGCCCCCCACCAUUGAACCCUUCUACCCCUCAGUCCAUAGAUAGCCAGCCCAUUGUCAGUGAGGUUGUAACACCAAAGCGCAAGAAGGUUGAACCAGAAGCCCUACAGUCUUUGCGAAGGUCAACAAGGCACACGUCAGGUGGAGACCGCCUCUCUGAGAGCAGUGCCUCCCCACAGCCAAAGCGCCGGAACACAGAUACACCUGCUCCUCUUCCCAAACUGUUUCUGCAUUUGGACAAAAAAACUCCAGUCCAUAGUGGGUCGUCAUCACCACUUACCUUGACACCAAGCAAAGAAGGCAGCUCGGUGUUGUCAGGGCUAGAAGGAAGAAGGAACAAUGAAUUAAAUGAGGUGUUAUCAUGGAAGCUGACUCCUGACAACUAUCCACAAAGUGAUAAACCACCUCCACCUUCCUACAUGUAUGGUUCCCAGCAUCUCCUUAGGCUUUUUGUUAAAUUGCCAGAAAUACUAGGAAAGAUGCACAUCCCAGACAAGAACCUUAAGGCUUUAGUAAAACAUCUUGAGCUCUUUUUGAGGUUUCUGGCAGAAUUUAAUGAGGAUUUCUUUCCUGAGUCUGCUUAUGUAUCGGCAUCAGAAGCUCACUACUGUAUAAAGCACCUCAGGGCAGUCUACUGAUUGAUCACAGGAAGAAAAGCCUUUCAUUGCAAGAUUUCAGUGUUACUUUUCUUUGCCCUCUGGCAAACAGCUGAAGGAUCAGACAGCUAUAAAAGACAUUUGAUUAACUAAGCUCCUUCAUUCUGUUCUUUAUAUAACAGCUUGUGGCAUGUACAGUUGCAUUGCCUUUUAGAUAUUACAACCUUUUAUUCCCCUCCAAGCUUGGUUCUGUCUUCAUGCAUCAGACUUUUUUCCAUUUUUUUUUGUGCUGUAAUAUUCAGGAGUGAUGGGAAUAUGUAAAUUAUAAAAGUACAUAUUUUAAGAUUAAUAUAAAGGUCAUUGCUUUGUUCAGUACUAUUUUGUUUUGUUUGGGGAUUUUUUUUUUUUUUUUUAUCAUUUGCUGAUAUUUAUAUCCAUGUGUUUAAUAUGUGGUGCCAUUGCAUUCCAGCUUCCGUCUCUAGCUGUGCUCACAUAUUAAGUGAUGUCUCUCGUGGAACAUCAAUAAAAGAAGUUCAUAAUAAGCCACUUUGUUUUUGGAUGGAUGGAGUAUUUUCUCCUCCAUCAUUCCUCUUCUCUCAAGCAGAAUUAAGAUUUUAAAAGGGGGGUAGAUCUGUUGUGAAUAAUUUGAUCUGCUGCUUUAGUUUAUAAAUCCCGAUUUUUGCCUUUUGUUGGGUGCAUUAGUAGAAAAUACUAACAAUUCAGGUUUGUAUCCAAAAAAAGGCACCAAGGUAAGUUAAUUUUCUACACAUAUCUGUUUUGUGCAUUCAUGUAUGAUGGAGAUGGUAGCCUAAUUAAUACAAACCAAGGGAAUUUUCACAGAACUAUUGUAGCUAAAAAUUUGCUGUUUUUUUCUACCAAAGAUAACGGCAAGAAGAGUGAAAUCUUUUAGUACGGCCAAAAAAAAAAAAAAAAAAGAUUCACUACUUUUUAUUAGUUGAAAGCUUCGCAUGACACAUUGUGUUUCCAACCUCACUACACUAGUUGUCCAUGUUCCAGGUCACCAUCUAGUCCUGCACUACCAUUACAGUGGAGAAUUGCCUUAGUAAAGCAGGAAUAUCCCAGCACAAUAAAUGCAAGAAUGUUAACACAGUUUGCUUUCAACCAUACUUCAUUUUCUAAAUGCACUAUACCCCCCCUUGAUAAAUAUUUAAUGAUAUUCUUAAUGGUAAAUUUAUUCAACUUGUUAAACAUUAUUUACAGAGUUAGCUGGCUUUUCUGAAUUAUUAACAUGGAGUGCUAUUUCGGUCCUUGCACCCCAACAGAGACAGUUCUAUUGUUCCUCGGGCAUCAUUGCAGUUUUUGUUCCAGCACUGCCAGUCAGCUUAAAAGUUAGUCUCGGGCAUCAUAAAGGAGAGAUUCAAAGGCAUAUUAUUUCACAAUUGUUAAUAAAAGAUAAAAAGGAAUGGCACCCAUUCUGUCUCAGUGAGAAUAUGGAAACGUUACGCAAAGUCCAAGAUGCCCCCUCUGCCUUCCUCAGAUAUUCACGUAUCUUGACAUAUUCCAUAGAUGCACUUCUUAGACGCAUUAAACAUAAUGGGGUAUAUUUGUUUUAUAGUUCAGACUUUAAGAGUACACAACUACAAUUGAAAUCUGAAAGUGUAGACAAAGGAGUGUACAUACUUUUUAGGUUUAAAACUUUAAAAAAGAGUAUACUAUUAAAUACAGGUAGAGUUUACACAUUUUUGGCAGUACAAUAAAUUAUUGAAUUUGUAAAGUAUUAAAGUAUGCAUGUAUCUGUUUUGCAAGAAAGAAGUCAUGAUGAAUAAAACCUUUUAAA